Stegodyphus dumicola is the source of this 3125-nucleotide messenger RNA. RefSeq names its product 5-phosphohydroxy-L-lysine phospho-lyase. Gene Ontology annotation, cellular component: mitochondrion. NCBI's taxonomy places the organism in Eukaryota, Metazoa, Arthropoda, Arachnida, Araneae, Eresidae. The record is from RefSeq and is a predicted model, not a curated record. Gene Ontology annotation, molecular function: transaminase activity; pyridoxal phosphate binding.
CUACUUCUCGCAUAACAUAUUCUGAAAAUAUUAUUUUCGUUGUAAUAUUUUAGCAUUUCCUAGCUAAUUUUUAACGAAAAUGUCUGUCGGUCCUCUGGAAAAAGUUUCAAGAGAAGAAACUCUUCGCCUUAGAAAACUCUACAUUGGUCCUUUUUUAGGAAAAAGAAGACAUCCUUCAUCGUCAUUGCCGAACGAGGACAAGAAGCCUAUUUCCUCUUCCAGAAUUCACAGAAGAAUACCUUACUCUUUUAAGAAGAGUAAGGGUUCUAAAACAUAAACUUUCAAAAGCUAUCCCCAGCGAAGAUAGUGACAUUGCAGAAGCAUAUUAUAAAAUACAGAAUAAAAAAAUGUUCAUGUCCUUCCCCUUAAUAACCCGGCCUGUGCUGUUUAAAGACGUCACACAGGCCACUAACCAUUUCUUCUAAUCAUCAUCGAGGGGAAGGGAAUCAUGUACACUCUUUUUUGAAGAAGAUCCUCUGAAAAUUGUAAGAGGUGAAGGGCAGUAUUUGUAUGAUGAGAAUGGUAAACAGUACCUCGAUUGCAUCAAUAAUGUAGCGCAUGUGGGUCACAGCCAUCCCCAUGUCACGCAAGCUGCUGCUGAGCAGAUGAGUCUUUUGUGCACCAACAGUCGGUAUUUGCAUGAUAACAUGGUCUUGUACGCUCAACGACUUAUUUCUACCUUUCCACCAAAACUCAACGUUUGCUUCUUUGUUAAUUCAGGAUCAGAAGCAAAUGAUAUUGCUUUAAGACUGGCACGAGCGCAUACCGGUCAUGAAGAUGUUAUUGUUUUGGAUGGAGCGUACCAUGGCAAUUUGUCUACGUCUACAGAUAUGAGCCCUAUGAAAUUUGAAAAGAUAAGUGGCGGGAAAAAGGACUAUGUGCAUGUUGCGUCCCUUCCAUGCAGCUACCGAGGUGAAUUUACAUCUGAUGAAUACGAAACCGACGUAAUUGGUUACAAAUAUGCUGAAAAUGUUCAAAAUGUCAUUAACAAAGCAGAAGCAAAAGGUCGAAAAAUUGCUGCUUUCUUUGCUGAAUCAAUGGUGAGCUGUGGAGGACAAGUACUUUUACCCAAAGGAUAUCUUUCCCAAGUAUAUAAGUGUGUCCGUGAAGCAGGUGGAGUAUGUGUUGCUGAUGAAGUUCAGACGGGUUUCGGUAGAGUUGGAAAACAUAUGUGGGCGUUUCAGCUGCAAGGAGAAGAUGUAUGUCCGGAUAUUGUAACAAUUGGCAAGCCUAUGGGAAAUGGCCAUCCUGUAGCUGCUGUAGUCACUACACGAGAAAUUGCAAGAAGUUUCAAACAGCUCGGAGUCUCUUAUUUUAACACGUAUGGUGGCAACCCGGUGUCUAUGGCGAUUGCAAAUGCAGUUCUUGACGUGAUUGAAAAUGAGGACCUGAUGUCCAAAGCAAAAACUGUUGGACAAAAGCUUCUUAAUGAUCUUCUGGAACUCAAAAAGAGGCAUCCACUCAUAGGCGAUGUCAGAGGUGUUGGCUUAUUCAUCGGAAUUGAUCUGGUAAAAGACAGAAUUACAAAAGAACCUGCCACAGAAGAAGCAGCAUAUAUCAUAUCAAGAAUGAAGGAAGAGAGAAUUUUGUUAAGCGCAGAAGGAAAGCACAACAACGUCCUCAAAUACAAACCACCCAUGGUCUUUGAUGAACAAAACGCUGAAACCUUGAUCGAGCGAUUAGAUACAGUUUUGUCGGAAGUUGAAGAACAGAAAAGAAUGGCAGGAUACGAGUCUCCGCUUUCAGAUGCUUCAAACGAGGCUUCCAGCUCGGAUGAUGAAAUGGCAUCUGCAUCAUCUAGUUGAAAUUUCAGUGGAGAUUGAACUUUUAACCAAUAACAUAAUUCUUGAAAUCUGCACUUAUGUCUGAACACACUUUUAUUCCAAUUUCACAAUAUUUAAGGAAUUUCACCAUGUGUGUAAAUUUUCACAGUGUGUGUGAAAUUAAGAUGUAUUUUUCAAUAAUUAUAAAAAGUGAAAAAAAAAUUUUAGAUUUUAAACGCGUUUCGAAUGUCGCUCAGGUAGCUCUGCUUUCUUAUUUAAUAUCAAGUUAAUUGGAUACUUUUUCACUUUCGUAUUAAGUUUGAAUAUUAACGAAUAAGUUUAAAUUUGAUUACCGAUCGACUCGAAUGUAAAACUGUCGGACAUGUAAGAUGAUUGUGAUUAUGAAGGAAACAAAGGUUUUGAUAUAUUAUGAUCUGAUAUAUAUGAACAUGCUAUGGUAGAGGCACUCUGCUGAAAGAGGAUUAAAUUCAUAAAAUGCGUUGUUUGAAAUAAAAUGAAAUAAAUAUGUUUCUUUUUAACGUAAAACUCAAUGGAUGACCGAUAAAUUAUCUUAACGUAUUUUUAAAAAUAUUAUGCCCCCCCCCAUUUGAGAUGGAUGAAGUUUUCAGAAUGGCAUUUUAAUGGGGAAAAGGUUGUCUGUUACUCAGACCAUUACGAUAAUUCAUUUUAUUAACAUUUGAAAUAAUGUUUAAAUGCUAAUUUAUGUUGGCAAUAUUUCAUUAAUUAUUACAGAAGUAAACUGAAUGAGAUAUUUCGGUAGUUCCAUAAGUAUUCUCAGAAUAAUUUUUGGUAUUAUUUUAUAGAUAUUUAUUAUUGCUAGUGGAAUUUAAAAAAAAAAAAAACUUUUUAAUAAUGGAAUAUUUUAACAACGAAAUCAGCUCAUGAUAUGAAUAUUAAGUGCUUUAUAUGCCUUAAAGAAAUAUAUAACUGUAGAUACAUACAUAUAUAUAUAUAUACACACCUAUUUUGAGAAGUAUAUAUAUUUGUACCCGUCAACAGAAGAUAGAAUGAGCUUUUCAUUUUGCUUUAAUGCGCAACAGUGAGACAGGUUAUCAUAAAUAAUAUCGAGAACAUUAUGAUCAGUUUACGUAUGCAGCAAGUGUAAGUUUAGCAUACAUUUCUUUUAAUAUUUUAUUGCAUUUUCGAGAUUAGCUCGACUUAUAUUUGGAAUUGUUUGUUAAACUUGUUUUAUUUGCAGAGAAAGUUAUUUUUAAAGAUGUACAUUUGUAGAUACUUCAUUUUUCACUGUAAAUAUAACACUUUAAGGUAUGAAUGGUUGUUUGAAAGGAUGGUACAACACGUGUUCUGUAUUUUAUACAAAAUAAAAAAUAUACAUUUUUA